This is a messenger RNA of Benincasa hispida (wax gourd), 604 nucleotides long. RefSeq names its product putative lipid-transfer protein DIR1. The record is from RefSeq and is a predicted model, not a curated record. Gene Ontology annotation, biological process: systemic acquired resistance. Gene Ontology annotation, molecular function: fatty acid binding. Lineage: Eukaryota; Viridiplantae; Streptophyta; Magnoliopsida; Cucurbitales; Cucurbitaceae.
UUAAACCUAACACAACUUUUUUCUUUUUUUUUUUCUUCCCCAAACAAUGACGAUGACAGUCAAUAAGUUUUUGGUGCCGUUAUUUUUAAGAUUACUAUUUCUAGCCAUACUUCUUGUUGGUAUUAGUGCCACUCUUUUGUGUAAGGUCGACACAAAAGAGCUUUGUGUGAACUGUCGACCAGCAGUGGCUCCUUUGCACGGAAAACCACUGCAACCACCAACGAAACAUUGUUGUUCAGUGAUUCGUCAUGCCGACCUCAAGUGUUUGUGCAACUUCAAAUCAAUCCUCCCAUCUGUUGGGAUUAAUACAACUAUUGCUUUGGCUUUGCCUUCCAAAUGUGGCAUUAACACUCCCCCAGAGUGUCAUGGUCUAUGAAGGCUCAAUGGUAGGAAACUAAAUUAAUUGAGUGAUUUCUUGAAAUGGGCAUGUGUUUUUAGGAAAUGGGUUACUUUUAUUUUGAGUUUUUCUUCAAUGUACUUUACCAUAUUUUGUGUAGAGAGAGAGAAAAAAAAAGAGUGUUGCUCUUCAUGUAUGUUUGUGGGUGGGAACUGAGGGCUUCUUCAUGUGAAGAAGUAUUUUACCUCAUACAAGUGUUAUGGAAUA